CCAGUUAGAAGUCAAAAAGACUCGUACAUAAUUCAGCUGAUCUGCACAACAGGUUGGAGUCAUGUCUUCAGACAUCUUGGUGUUGGCUGCUCUGGGUAGACCUUUCACCUUAGGGGCGCUCUAUGAUGCUCGGCAAGAUAAACUGAUCCCAGGUUUCACAUUGUGGAAAGAUGAAGUUCUAAAAGAGAGCACAGUUGAUUGUCCUCAGCCCAGCAGUGUAUUUGAAAUCAUUGCAUCUGAUUCCAUUGAGGACAAGUCUUCUCUGCUGGAUGUUGAAGCUUCUUUGAAAGCCAGUUUCCUGGGUGGACUGAUAGAAGUUGGAGGAUCUGCCAAGUAUCUGAAUGAUACGAAGAAAUAUCAGAAUCAGAGUAGAGUGACACUUCAGUACAAAGCUACCACCAACUUCAAACAGUUGAUGACUAAUCUUGGAAGCAAACACGUAGAAUAUUCUGAAUUAUUUGAGAACAUCCAGGCAACACAUGUAGUGAUAGGGAUCCUUUAUGGUGCGAAUGCUUUCUUUGUCUUUGACAGUGACAAAGUAGAUUCUAGCAAUGUUCAGGAAAUCCAGGGCAGCAUGGAGGCUAUGAUAAAGAAGAUUCCCUCGGUUGAAAUUUCAGGGCGAGGUGCUGUCCAGCUAACCAGUGAAGAAAAUGCCAUAACCAACAACUUCUCCUGCAAAUUCCAUGGGGACAUUUUUCUUACAAGUAACCCUACAACUUUUCAGGAUGCAGUUCAAACUUACCAGCAACUUCCACAAAUGAUGGGAAAAGAGAAUGCUGUUCCAAUGACAGUAUGGCUCGUACCGCUGACAAAUUUUUAUUCUAAAGCCCCUCAACUGGUUGCUGAUAGCAGCACUCCGAUACUUAGGAAGGCUCAAAGGACUCUGGAAGCCAUGAGGCAACUGGAAAUGAGAUGCAACGAUUCUCUGGAAGACAAAACAGUGAAUCUGUUUCCACAGAUUAAAAAGAAGCUGAGCAAUUUCCAAACCAUGUGCAAUGAUUACAUGUUAAACCUCCGACAGACCAUUGCAAAGAAACUUCUGUCCUUCCGGAGUGGAGAAGAAGAUGAGCGUUCAUUGCUGAAAGUUUUUGAAGACAACCUCAGAUCACCAUUCAACAUCAACAGCCUAAACAUGUGGAUGGAAUGUGAAGAAAGAGAGAUCAAUGUCAUUAGGUCCUGCAUGGAUAUUAUAGAGGGCGCAAAGCCCAAAAUUGUUUCUAGUAAGAAUGAGAUGAUCACGGCGCUUCUUGAUUCGAAAGUACAGCAUGCUGUGUGCUUUGUAUUUACCUAUGUGGUAGACUAUGACCCUUACCUGAAGGGGUUAAAUGAGUUCUUGAAUUCACCUAAAAGAAUUGCAAAUCCUAAGAAACUCAGACCAUCAGCAAAAGACUACUGGUAUGCCUCAGACGACAUACCAGAGAUGAUGAGAGAAAAGGCCCACCUUUUCUGCCAACUUGCCAAAGACAUGGACAACCGCACUGUCCGUUUCCUUGUAGCAGCUAUAGAAAAUGUGAAGCAAGAAGGAGCAGGCAUCCACUAUUACAGGGAGGGCAUCCUGAUCAUUGAUGAGUUUACACGUCCUUUCAUGCCUUCUGUGGAGACCAUACAAGACAGAAGAGAGUUACUCUGGUAUGACUGUGAGCUCACCCUGGACCCAGACACAGCACAUCCAGUCCUGACUCUUUCUGAGGGCAACAAAAGGGUAGAGUCUGGAAAACGGCAGUCAUAUCCAGAUCAGCCAGAGAGGUUCGAAAUGUAUCAGCAGGUGCUGUGCAAAGAGGGGCUGAGUGGGCGCCAUUACUGGGAGGUAGAGUGGUCUGGUUAUGUUCGCGCAGGUGUCACAUAUAGAGGAAUCAAGAGGAAAACAUGGGCAUCAGAGGCCUCACUUGGACAUAGUGAAAAGUCCUGGGUGUUUGACUAUUAUCCAACAUCUGGAUACUGUCACAUUUACAAAGCUACAAAGGUACGUGUCAACGUGUCCUCUCCUGGCUUUCAACGUCUAGGAGUGUAUCUAGACUGGCCUGCUGGCACUCUGUCCUACUACAUGGUCACCUCUAACAGAGUGAGUCACCUCCACACCUUCCGCACCAAAUUCGAUGAGGCUGUUUAUCCGGGCUUCUUGGUUGGGUUUCCGAAGCCAUCCCAAAACGGUCAGAUCAAAUUGCUCUAAAAUGUAGUCAGAUACUAAAAACAGACUCUUUUCUUCCUCCUCCAAGGAUUCUGUAUUUUACUGGAAGUUGAGACCAAAUUGUAUGUUAGUAUGACGAGUAUGUUAAGAAAUGGUGUUAUAUUGAUAGGAGUAAACCUGAGUUUUGUAGGGGGUGCUUUAACACGUUUUUGACACUUGGUAUUCAACAUACAUAUACACUUUAAUUUAACUUAGUGACUUUGCAUCUCAAAGUCAGUAUAGAAUAGAGUAUAGAAGAUUUCUCAAACAAAGGAAACUGCAUUUUAUGCCAGUGGAAUUGACUGUUGGCUAAGCCCUUCACCCCACCCCUCAUAGUCACUGUUGCUAUGGCCACCAAGUUUUGCAUUCUGGCACAGUAUUCAGUUUACAAUUUUAAUGAUGGCAGAUUGUAUACUGUUUCUUUUCAUUUCUGAAACAAUGAGAAACGAUAGAUUUUAGACAGUGACUAUCCAUUUUGCCUGCUGGAAUGACAACUGUCAAUGGCAGAUUUUAUCAGCUGUAGCUCACAACCUACUUAUUUAAUCUUAAAGUUCUAGUGUAUAACAUUUAAGAGGACCUGUUGGCAGAAAUUAAAUGUAAUAUUCAUAAGUAUGUUUUCAUUAGUGUAUAAUC
Molecule: messenger RNA, 2800 nt
Organism: Siniperca chuatsi (mandarin fish)
Lineage: Eukaryota; Metazoa; Chordata; Actinopteri; Centrarchiformes; Sinipercidae
Product: stonustoxin subunit beta-like
Exons: 4
Coding region: 62-2170 (702 amino acids)
Molecular function (GO): protein binding
Source: RefSeq, a predicted model, not a curated record